Messenger RNA from Hypanus sabinus (Atlantic stingray), 6032 nucleotides. It is a transcript of the gene alx3, whose product is annotated as ALX homeobox 3. The transcript is spliced from 4 exons. The record is from RefSeq and is a predicted model, not a curated record. Bases 2072 to 2842 code for a protein of 256 amino acids. Gene Ontology annotation, molecular function: DNA-binding transcription factor activity, RNA polymerase II-specific; RNA polymerase II transcription regulatory region sequence-specific DNA binding. NCBI's taxonomy places the organism in Eukaryota, Metazoa, Chordata, Chondrichthyes, Myliobatiformes, Dasyatidae. Gene Ontology annotation, biological process: regulation of transcription by RNA polymerase II.
CCUUGUAUAUAUUAAUAACAAUCUUAAUUUUGGACCUUGGACAUGAUAAUAAUCUCUGUACUUUUCAAACAGUUUUAAUCUUAAAAAUCUCUAUUACAUCACACUUUAAUUUCCUCCUUUUAUUUAGACUUCCCCAACUGUUAUAUUUUCAAUCGGGUACAUUCCUGUAAAUAUUUUUUUCACUUUCUGCAGUAGUUCGUUGUCCUUUUCAAUGCACAAAGGCAUAUUUCACCUAUAUUUUAGCAGCAGUAUCCACUUGUCCUGCCAAAGUAAAAGAAUUGCAGAUAUGAAGACCGUGUUUUCCUUUUGCUUUAUUCUUAUCCACGGCUCACGCCACCUUCUAUUCUAAAGUUACCCGUUAUUUCACGGUUAACAUCCUUUCGGUUCUUUUCACCCAUUUUCACGUUUCCUCCUUUCUAGUAGCGCGUCCCAAUCUGGACAAAGCGACUCAUCGAGUUUUUGGUAUUCCCCCUACAGUCUCAGUCACCAUUCGCUGCUUCUACCUUUUAGCUGGUGUUAUAUAUCCGUUCCAUUCCUGUCUCUUUAGUUCCAUAGGAUUUAGUUUUGCUAUGAAUUUGCCGUUAUUUUUUAAUUUGUUGAUUUAUCGUUUUUCCCGUUUCCUUUCUAUCUAUUUGAUAUAAAUUCGUUAAAUUGUUUUAAUUAGUUGCUUGUCCAAAACCACGUUUGCUUCAACAGUCCGCUUUCUUUCAAGGCCAUAGUUUUUUAAAAAACGUUAAUACAAACGAGGAUGUACUACACGAGGGAAAUGAGUGCAUGCGCCGGUUGGGUUGAGAAUGCAAAUUAAUUGUUAUAAAAAUUCAGCGGAUCACUCGACUUUAAGUUUCCUGCGUGCCUUGAAGCUCUCAGUGCACGCCUCCUGCUCGAGGUUUUACUUCAAUUAAGUAUUUAUCAUUCUUUCAAGAACAAUGGUUUUAAAGAAAAGAACUAGUCUCCGAGAUUAAAACGCUUCCGUCACUGUGUAUUUUCCCCUCAGGUGUGGAGGAGCUGUAUAACUCUGAGGAUUUAUGAUUAGCACUCGCUGCCGAGAGAUUAAAGUAGCUUCGAUCCAUCAACAACUUCCCAAUAUCAGAUGAACAAAAAUUAAAAUACUCACGGACACAAUCAUUCACGGCCUCAUUGACUGGGCAUUUCAAAGCAAUUUCAAACUAACUGUGCAUAAUCCACUUAAACUGGGUCAAAACAGGGAAGUGAAUUUAUUUCGCCUCUGAUGUUCUGAUCAGAUAGUUUCCUCGCGAUACCGGCAGACGAUGCUGUUUCCUUGGCAGCCUUCUGAAACUUCGGAUGUCGGAAAACAAAACUUUCUCAGAACCAGCUUUCCUCCGAAAUCUCGCGGAGUCAGCAUCUUCUUCAAUGUUCCGCUCACAAUGUGACUCGAUGUGUAGCGAGGGGUGUUUUCCCAAAUUGCAUUGUUUAAUUGAUCCAGCAGCGGGUAUUGCCAUUACCAUGUUCAGUUUGUGAACUUCACGCGAGCAAGGAAUUUCAAAUCAUGCUAUUCAGGUUGACAUGGUGCAUUUGUCAAGGUUUUUUUUCUCCCCCUGGGAAUAUUCAUGGUGUUAGUUUUGAGGUAGUAUUGGGACAUUGCUCAGAAAAUUUCAUAUGUUAAUUACUCUUGGCGUUCUGCUGGAUGUGCUCGGGAUGUUGUUCAAGAUACUGAUCAUGUCAAGAUCCAGAUAUUAAUGUCGGUACUACUCGGGAUACCGUGAGGGAUAAUGCUGGAGAUGUUAUUCUGAAUGUUCUUCCACAUGUGACUGGAUAUCGAAUCCAUCUUUUUAAACAAUGUUCCAUAAAAUACUUUCACGUUAAGGGUUCAUGAGCUUGUCGCUAUAUUUGAAUUUGACUGCUACCUUGGACCACGGGGAUGUGAAAGAGUUAAUUGAGGCGGCGGGUGUUCCACGUGAUUGGAGUUUUAGGUGGUUAUGUCACAGAUAUCUGAACCCAAAUCCACCCCACCCCCCUUGCCCCAAAAGGUCCUAUGGUCUUAUUUAGUAAACAACCCGCCCAUUUCAAAAGGGAAAGACGGAAGAGCGAGGGGUAGAGCACAGAGUUUAAUAUGAAACAUCAGUACAACGGCGGCGAACUGGUCAUGGAGUCCCGGGUCUGUUUACCGUACCGCACCCCUUCCAGGCAGUCUUACGCAGAUUCGGAGCCCGGUGCUACGGCGUUUUAUUCCCGCGAUAAGCUCCACGGCGCGGCGGGUACCCGCAGCAGCUGCUGCAACUCUCGAACCUACGGAGUUCCGGGGACUCGUUGCGAUUACUUGUACAUUGAUGGUCAUCGGAGGUCGUCCGCUGGGAGCCCGCCUAAGUACUUGGAGAGUAUCGAGGGAAAUCGGUCCGGGUCGUUAAAUGGCGAGGUGAACGCCAGCCCUGAGGCACUGAAUAUCAAGGUUUCAAAAUCCAUCGACUAUCAACUGAUGGACUCUGAUCGCCAGGAUCCGCUGCGAAUCUGUGGAAAACUGAAAGAGCCCCCAGGAAACGAGGUUCCCAGUGAGCGGAGCGAGGGAGAUACCAGCAGCAAGAACAAGAAGCGGCGGAACAGAACCACGUUCACUAGUUAUCAGCUGGAGGAGCUGGAGAAGGUGUUUCAGAAAACUCACUAUCCCGAUGUGUAUGCCCGAGAACAGCUGGCUCUCGGUACUGAGCUCACCGAGGCCAGAGUUCAGGUUUGGUUUCAAAACCGAAGAGCCAAAUGGAGAAAACGAGAGCGAUAUGGAAAAUUUCAUGAAGUCAGAAACCACUUUGCUGCGGCAUAUGACAUCUCGAUCUUCUCAAAACCAGAAAAUUAUUCUCAGAAAACUAGCAUAAUACAAUGGAUUGAAUAACUUCCAAAUGGGCUGAAUAGUUCUCUUGUUAUGAAAUCACACACAACCUCUCAUGGUCCCAGAACACAGUCAAGAAUGCUCAGCAAAGCCUCUACUUUCCGAGAAAGCUGAAAAGAGCUGGACUUUGUACAUCCAUACUCGUGAUACUUUGCAGAUGUGCAGCAGAGAGCAUCCUGACAAACUACAUUUCCGGUCGGUGCAGAAGCUGCACAGCAGCAGCCAGGGAGGCUCUACAACGGGUAGUCAAAUCUGCCCAACAAAUCACUGGCACCGGACUAUCCACCAUCAAAGGCACAUAUACAGAAAGGUGCCGGAAAAGGGCCAGUAACAUCAUGAAGUAUCCCACCCGCCCUGCUCAUGGACCGUCUGUCCCACUCCCAUCAGGGAGGAGGCUACAAAGCAUCCACGCCAGACCCAAAACCAGUUACUUACCCCAAACAGUGUGGCUGAUCAACACUCACUAACUCCACAACUCCACAACUACUUUAUUAUUUGUUGUCAGUCACCUUAUGCACAACCUAGUGUCACUUGAUGGAUGUAAAAUCUAUGUAUAUAAGCUAUCUUAUGUAAUUAAAGUACGUGUCUUGGGCACAUGUAAAAAAAUUCUGUAAAACGAAAAUACUUACAAAAAUAAUGAAAUGAGAAGAUUCUAGAUAUCAAAAGAAUACUAUAAAGAGCAGUAAAAGGUAAAAACUAAAUCAAAGCAGUAUUUGAUGUGACCUUUAAAACUGAAUCAAUUAUCCUAGGUACAGUAACAUGCAGUUUUAUAAGAAAGUCAGCUGGUAGGUUGAUCCAAGCAUCUUGGAGAACUUGCCACAGUUCUUCUGCAGACUUUGGCUGUCUUGCCUGCUUCUCUCCUUCUCCAGAUAAUCCCGGACAGCUUCAAUGAUGUUGUGAUGAGGGCUCUUUGGAGCACAUACCAUCUGAAACCAUAUAGCAAUAAGACCUUUCCACAGUAUUGUAUGUUUACCGUGUUUUUUUAAAAAAAAUGAUUGUGUCCUUUAUCUUUUGUGUUUUUUUUUGUUUCAUUAGAUCCAGAGUAACAAUUAUUUUGUUCUCAUUUACACUUGUGUACAGGAAAUAACACUAAACAAUCUUGAAUAUAAAUAACAUGAACAUUAUUUCUCCCUCUCCGUCUUUAUAAAAUCAUUGGCAUUCACAGGAUGGAAGGUAAUUCAGGUCCUUGGCCCACUGUUGGCUCUUUGCAAUGUCUGUUCAAUUUUAUCCCGUUUCUUUCCCUACAGCCCUGCAGAUUAAUUCAAGCACUUGUCCAUCAUAUUCAGUGCAGACUGUUCAGGGCCUGUUUGUGUGCUGUACUGUUCUAUAUUACAUGACAUUUCCCCAAACAGAGGACCAUAUUUAUAAGGAAAGAUUGGAUAGGCUAGGGCUUCUCACUGGAGGCUAAGGGAAGACCUUACAGAGGUUUAUGUGGAGUGUAGAUAUGAUAGAUAGUCAUAGGAGAGGAGAGAACAAAAGUGCACAAAUUUAAGGUGUGAUAGGAGAAAGUUAAAGGAAAUCUGAGGAAUUUUUUUUUUAACCCAGAGAGUGGUAAUUAUCUGGAAUAACCUGCCAGAAGAGAUGAUGUAGGCAGAUACAAUUACUCCAUUUAAAAGAUAUCAGCCAAGUACCUGGAUAGCCAAGAAAAAGACAGAUAAGGGCCUAAUGUAGACAAAUGGAAUAAGUGCAGAUCAGCAUCACAGUCAGCAUGGAUAAAGUGAGCUGACAGGGGUACUGUAGGAGUCUACGAUUCUAAGAUGAAUUUGCAUAGAAUUUUUCCAGCAGUAUUUUGCCCUUUGCUCCUUAAUUUCCUCAGAAGAUCAGCACAAACCAUAGCAACAUGGUUUAUCUUUUGGUCCUGUCUCAUCAGACAGGCCUAGGAGAAUCUCAAUGGAAAUUAAUGUUGACUGAUUUGUCAGUAAUUGCAUGUCAGAGCCAACAACUCUGGAGGAGAGAACAAUUUUAGAUUCUUCAGAUGCAACGUUUAGCAUCUGUACAUGUUAGAAUUCAAGCACUGGAUGUCAGUUCUCAGUAAGUCAGCUUUCUUAAUACCAACACCAAGUACAGCAUUGACUUACUCUCAAAAAGACUUUUAUUUUUCAGUUAUUUUCACUAUUCAGUGUUUAUCAUUUUUGUCUGUAGAUCUUAAAGCAGAGUACUGAUUUCAGAAUCAGGUUUAAUAUCACUGGCAUGUCAUGAGGUUUGUUGACUUUGUGGCAGUACAAUGCAAUACAUAAUAAUUGAAAAAACGUGGAUUACAGUAGGAAUAUAUAUUAAAUUGUUAAAUUAGUGCAAAACUGGAAAUUAAAAAAAUGUGAUACAGUGUUAAUGGAUUCAGUGCCCAUUCAGAAAUCGGAUGGCAGAGGGGAAGAAGCUGUCCCCGAAUUGUUGAGUGUGUGUCUUCAGGCUUCUGUAUUUCAUUCCUGAAGGUAGCAGUGAGAACAAGGCAUGACCUGGGUGAUGGGGUCCUUAAUGAGGGACGUCACCUUCUUGAGGCCUCCCUCCUUGAAGAUGAUCUGAGCCCAAGAUGGAGCUGACUAAGUAUACAACCCUCUGCAGUUUAUUUUGAUCCUGUGCAGUAGUUACUGUCCUGCCCCCCUCCCCCCACACCAGACGGUGAUACAGCCACUUGGAAUGCCCAGUGAAACUGUAGAAAUUUAAGAGUGCUUUAGGUGACAUGCCAAAUAUCUUCAAACUCCUAAUGAAAUGUAGCCAUUGUGUCUUCUUGUAGCUGCAUUAAUAUGUUGGGUUCAGGUUUGAUCCUCAGAGAUAUUGACAUCCAGGGACAUGAAAUUGCUCACUCCUCCCAUUUUAAACAUUCCAAAGAUUGACUAAAUCGUAUAACAACUUAAUACAUUAAUUAAAAGUUUCCAUAGUUGUAUUAUAGCAGUGAAAUGCCAGUCCUGAGUUUGCACUUGAAACUCACAACAAUACAGAGAUACUGGGAGGAAUAGUUACCCCAUCUACUAAUUUAGAUCAAAAUUACAUCUACCGACCAUGUAUUUUGAUCUUGAGAAUUAAAAGAUAGUUUGGCAGUUACAUGGAUAGUAACAGUUUAGAAGGUUAUAGGAGAAAAACGGGAACUAGCUUGAAAGGGCAUCUGGUUGGCAUGAACCAACUGGGCUGAACAGCCUGUUUCUGUGCUGUAUAAUGCCAUGACUCUGUGUACUUUAUGCUCUAAGUAUAUCUGUUC